GGCUUGAGUCUCUUCAGUGAUCCAGUCAUGGCAUUGUGGUGGUACACUAAGAUCCUCUGCAGGCCAGCCGCUGUUUGCGUUUCCCUUCUCCUCACAUCACUACUAUGUCUAAUGAGUUUCCCUGUACAAGCUGAGCCUCCCUGUCCACAGAGUUGUAGCUGUCCGAGUGUUAAAGAUGUUCAUUGUACAUUCAGACAUCUGACAGCUGUACCCAAAAACUUUCCUAAGGACACAGAGCGGCUCAACCUGGGAUAUAAUAGUUUGACUGAGCUGGAAGUGUCAGAUUUCAGGUCACUACGGCAACUUGAAAUGCUCUUGAUGCAUGGCAAUGACAUAAACGUAGUCCACCCGCGGACAUUUUACAGCUUGCGGUCACUACAGAUAUUGAAGUUGAGUUAUAACAAGCUACCAAUAGUGAAACCUGGUCUGUUUGAUGGUCUGGUGGGUUUGGUUCGUCUUCACCUGGACCACAACCUCAUCAGCUUCAUUGAGCCAUACUCGUUUUCGGGUUUGACUUCUCUCAAACUACUUCAACUGGAAGGGAACCUUCUUAAAGAGCUCCAUCCUCAUACCUUCAUUACAGUGUCACUACUAGGGAACUUUUGGACCUCUGGACUCAAACAUUUACACCUUUCAGACAAUUUGUUGGAACAUCUCCCUGCCACUGUACUGAGCACAUCUCCAAAACUGGAAAUUCUCACUCUUAAUGGUAACCCUUGGACCUGUGAUUGUCAACUUCACUGGCUGCUGCAGUGGAGCUCUACACAUGAAGGAGUAAUAAAAUGUAAAAAGGAACGUGAGACAAGUACAACAGAAAUUUGUCCUCAGUGUUUCUCUCCUCAACCCCUGAAUGGAACCCACAUUUUUGCAUUAAGUGAAAAUCAGCUAACCUGUGAAAGACCAGUUCUUCGCUCGUCCCUCAAACUCUGGGACAACCCUCUAUGGGCUGAAUCUGACACAGAACCUGACCUCCCAUAUACCCGGGACUUUGAGAAGCCCUUGGGCCACCUAAGCUUUGUCUUCUCAGAUAGCCAUGGAAAUAAUGCUCAUGUCGACUGUGAAAUGCGGCACCCAGGAGACAGUUCAGAUAUAAACUGGACGAUAAAUCCACGGUCGGCUCAAGGGCUGUCUGUCAAUGUAUCAUUGGCAACUAUCCUUGAGUGUGAGAUUGAUAGGGAAAAAUUACAAAAUCUUUGGCAACUGGUCGCAUAUUACUAUGAAAGUCCCGCUAUCUUGGAAAGAGGUCAACAAAGACAUAACACCAGCAGAGCAACUUAUCAAUAUGCCCAAGUUGCAAAUGAAAAUUCACCUUAUUUCACAGACUUAAAGGGUUAUUUGGUGGCAGAACCAGCAUGGUUGCUUCAACACAGAGUCACGUUAAAACUUAAUAGACAACAAACAACAACCAAGAAAUUGGUUAUGGAUUUUACGACCAUAAUCACCAGAAUAAUCAACAGCCACAGACGGCAGCAGGAUGACGAUGACCUUACUUCCUCUUGGGCAAUGAUUGACCGCGGGACUGCAGGGCGGGUUAAGACUGCUCUUGAGGGGUCAAAAGUUCAUUUGCAAUGUAGUGUUGUCACUUCACAGCAGGGGGUGAAAGUGGAGUGGAUGCUUCCAGAUUUGUCAAUCGUGGACAGUUUGACUAAUAAACUCCAAAUUGAUGACACGGGAGAUCUCGUGAUCAUGAAUGCAUCUCAGUCUGACUCUGGCCUAUAUCACUGUAUGAUCAAAACAAAGGCAGGUGUGGAUUUGAUCUCUUUGAGGCUUACUAUUAAAGAACGAUUGCCUAGCCCUUCUGCUUUUAAUGGCCAGAAAAUUAUCGUUGAAAAGGGAGGGUCAAUCUCCCUCCCAUGUGAGGUCAUAUCAGUGCAACCUAGUCAAACAAUAUGGUACAUGCCCACAAAUAAAGUGCUUCUCCCGACACAAAAGACAAGAAAGGCAGCUGUAAUGCAGAAUGGUACUUUGGUGGUGAGGAAAUUGAUGGUAGAAGAUUCAGGGGAGUACAGUUGUUUGGCCUCAAAUCUCUAUGGAGUUGAUAUGCUGUCACACAUGGUGGAGGUAACAGGGGAAGAGCUGCCUUAUAACUCUGAAGAAAAGACAGAAACAAGGCAGAAUAUCUUAAACCCUGAUAUAGAAGAGGGUUCCGCAGGAGAUUACCAAGAAACAAUUCGCUCUUUUGCAACACAGGCUCCAACAUUGGGAAACCAGCAAAGCAAUCCUGAUUCAUUUUCAAACAAAAACUCAAAGAGAGAUUUUAAACGAAAACCCACCAUCAUUGCGAAGACAUUGGAACCAAAUUACUGGGCAGAGGUUUUGGCUAAAGCCAAUUCUAAAUUACCCAUUGCACAAGACCCAGAGUUGCCAUUACUGGAUUCUACCACUGUAAGUGCCCUGGACAGUUUGCCCAACCCUGCAACUCCAAUUUCGUCCUAUAAAAUUGCCAACAAUUUUCCCAUUACAACUACUUCUAACUAUUGGAAAGAAUCAACAACGGAAGAAUCACGACCCAAAACUUCACAGACACAACUGAUCAGAAGUACAGAGUCCUCCCUUCAAAAUAUUAGUGAGAUAACAGAGAAAAACAACAGAGUAACUUUAAUUGUCAGAACCCCAGCUGAAAAAACUGAAACCCUGAAAUUUGGUUCGGGCAACAGGAAAUUUAUCCCUGGUCGCUCAAACCGGAGAAGGCCACCUUUUAGAAGACGAAAACCACCUGCAAGAAAAAUUAUUCCUGACAUCAAAUCAUUUCUGAAUUCCUCAAUAGCGCUCAAAUCUAAUGCUCCUCCACCAAUGUCAACAAUUAUUACUACAACCACCAACACCACUUCUAGUUGGACAACAUCUGAACAAAUCACUGUGACUCCUUACUAUCAGAUAGAACAAGUUGGAGAUAAUGAGAAUAGUGAAAGCAUGGAUGAAAGAAAAGAAUCAAACUCUGAAACUCAUAAUCCAGUUCAAGAUCUUGAAAGUACUCAGAGAGGUUCUCAAUCAGUGAGUGAAAAAGAAAUACAAUUAAAAAAUUCUUCUGAUGUACAAAAGAAUGCAACGCAGAGAAGGUUAAAAACAAUAAUUACAGGAAUCGGAACCCAAACGAUGAACACAGCGCUAGCGAUAGAGACCGAAUCACCUAAAAAUGAGUUAGUUACACAGAGUUAUGAUAUGUCGGAUAACAUACUUUCAAUUUCAACAUCUCAAACACCAAAAUCAAACAUUCUGCCUUCAUUUGAACAAAUAUCACCUACCCAAGCUAAAGUUGCAUCUCACAAAGUAAUCUUCAACGAUUCAGAUCCAAGUAUGGAAAAUUUGAAAAAAGACAACAUUCACAUGGAAAAUAAAGAGGUGAAUAAUGCAAAAGCAAAGUCUGAAAACCCUUAUGUUCCCAGUGUCUCCAUUCACCCCUGGCUACAUCAGUACAGGCAAGUGCCAGAGCAACCAAACUCUGCUCAGAUGCCACACAUACAUAAAGACAGAAAUCUAGAGAAGCUGGGAGAUGUAGAUCUCAGAAGCCCACCACUUCCUCCCCAUAUUGUCCCAACUUCCUACUGGCCUUCAAACCAUCAUCAUUACCCUAUUUAUCCUCAGUGGCCUGGGCAACGGUCAUUUCCUCAUCCCAAGCAUGGUGCUGCACCAUACAUUUUGCCUACACAUGAAACCAGACUUUUUCCUCAUGGACAAGCCCAAAACUUAGUUGCUACCAACAGACCAGAGAUCACAGAUAAAACAUUGAAACCCACAACCAGGACCAUCGAACCAACACUAAUCCAUUCUUCAGAUCAAAAUAAUCCUUUGGAUGUCAGGACUCAAAUCAGAGAUCAACUGUUGCUAUCUAAGUUGAGGAACAGAUAUAGACAGGCAUAUAUCGACCGUCUAUCCCAGCUUGGAAAGAUAGUGACACCCAAACCUCGCAUAAACAACAACAAUCCUCCAAACCAAAUUCAACCCAGUCUCAAACCUCUUGCAAGACCUUCACUCCUCAGACCACCAGUACCGACACACUCCUCUGCCCUGCAACCUACAAACAUCAGUAAACCCACAGCAUCCUCUUUCUCUGAUUAUAAUUUGAUUCCUCACGCUCACCAUGCUACAACCCCAGGAUUACAGCAGGAAGUUCAUUUGCCAGUUAGAGGAGCUGGUGUUGGUAGGACCAAACCUCGCAUCACUACAGUGAACAAAGCCAGUGUGUCAGUCCUGGCAGAGGGUGAUGUUGUUCUACAUUGUGAAGCAACGGGAAUUCCUGAACCAAGCAUCUCAUGGACAAAGGUAUCCACAGGUGCCACCAUUCCAGCCAACAACAAGCAUGGUUCCCGGUUUGAAGUCUUCAAAAAUGGAACUUUUGUAAUCAAAACAGUACAGCUGCAGGAUAGAGGCCAGUAUCUCUGCACUGCCCAGAAUAAAUUUGGAUCAGAUCGCAUGGUUAUUACCUUAGCGGUCCAGACUGAGGCCCCCAAGAUCCAACCUCCCAGAUCCACAGAGAUCGCAAACUAUUUUGGGAAAGGCGUGAGCCUUGACUGUCUUGCUUCCGGAAAACCCCCAGCACACAUUUCUUGGAUUCUACCAGAUGGAACAUUUGUCCGAGAAAUUGGGACCAUUAAUUCUCCCAUCUCUAAAAUGUCACUGCUCGAGAAUGGAACACUGCAAAUGCAGUCAACCAAUUUCUCUAGUAAAGGAGACUAUAAAUGUAUUGCAAGUAAUGCAGCAGGUGCUGAUACAGUCACUUAUCAUCUUCAUGUUGCAGCUUUACCUCCAAGUAUCAGUGAAGCUGCAAGUGACACUUUGAUUAUUCCAACAGGAAGGAACGUAUAUGUCCAUUGCUCCAUGAAGGGUGAACCUUUGCCCACUUUGAAGUGGACACUGCCAUCAGGGAUCCAUGUUAGGCCAUCACAGUUUCUGGGACAUAAACUCUUUGUCUUUCCCAAUGGGACACUGUAUUUCAAAAAUGUCUUACCAGCUGAUGCAGGGAGGUACGAGUGUUCAGCCACAAACACGGUGGGCAUUGCAAAAAGAACCGUGCGUCUUGAAGUGCGGGCAGACUCCUCUUCACAUUUCCGCCAUCCUUCUCUUCCUUUCCCUCCUACUCAUCAUGCAGUGCCAUCGCGCCAGCACUCAGUCUCAGCCAUGUAUGGUUCUGCUGUCUACUUACACUGUCCAGAGUCAAUUGGAUCUCCAAGGGGGACCGUCUGGCAACUGCCAUCUAAAAUCAUCAUGGAGCAUCACUACAGUCCAGAGAGACCAAUUAAAGUUUUCCGGAAUGGGACCCUGAGGAUACUUCAGUUAACAGAGCUGGAUGGAGGAAAUUAUUUGUGUUUUUUUCAGCGACCCAAUGGAGAGGACAUGGAGGUCUUUCGGUUGGAUGUCUUGAUGACCCCGCCUAGAAUCGAACAUGUGAGAACAGUACAACCGAGAGUCAGUUUUGGAGAAAACGUCCAGGUCGACUGUGUUGCAACAGGACUCCCAGAUCCUGAAGUCUCUUGGAGUCUACCAGAUGGAACGCUAGUCAACAAUGCCCUCCAGUCGGAUGACAGUGGCUAUCGCAAUCGUCGCUAUGUUAUUUUUGGCAAUGGUACAUUACUUCUCCAGCAGAUGGACAAAAAAGACGAGGGUGACUACACUUGUUAUGCCAAGAAUAAACUUGGUAAAGAUGAGAGGAAAGUUAGUGUCAAGGUUGGCCCGAACGCCCCAAGGAUUACUUUCAAAUUUCCAUCCCAGGUUACGGUAAAAUAUGGAGAAAUUGCUCAACUGAGCUGUCAGGCUACUGGUGAACCCACACCCCAAGUCUUCUGGAUCUCACCACGAAAUGAAGUCAUUCCCACGUUCUCGGAUAAAUUUGAGAUAGUGGGAAAUGGCAUGUUGGUGGUGAAAAAAGUAACACUUACUGAUGAAGGGAAAUAUGCCUGUGUGGCACGAAACUCUGCUGGCGAUGACAUUAAAAACAUUAUUCUUGAGGUUGAAUCCAAGCAACCAGUUAUCAACGGUAACAACGGGAAGAGUGUCAAAAAGGUUACAGGCAUUUCUUAUCAAACUGUACUCUUAGAUUGCAAGGUCGAAGGGAAACCUGAGCCAAAGGUUUGGUGGGUUACCCCUUACGGCCAAUCACUCCAACUCUCCUACCUAAGUGGUCGCUUCCAAGUACAUCAAAAUGGGAGUUUGGAAGUGAGAGGAGUGAGAAAAACAGAUGAAGGGAGGUACAUGUGCCUGGCAAAAAACCAACUCGGAGAAGCAUCCCUUUUAGUUGAAUUAGAUGUAGCUCCCAUAGCAGAAAAGCCAAGUUUUGCUGUUCCUAACAUAGAACUCUUAUCGAUAAAAGAUAAUAGUGGGGAAUUGUAUCUGCACUGCCUUGCCCGUGGAAAACCAAAUCCAGAGUAUGUAUGGAUACUACCCAAUGGGACAGCAUUGAUGCCUGGUGUUAAACUACAACGCUUCACCCACCAUCAGGGAAAUGGAACUCUGUGGAUCCAUCAGCUUUCUGCAAAUGAUAAGGGAGUCUACAGGUGUCUAGCAAAGAAUGUGGCUGGGCAAGCAGAGAAGCGUUAUGCACUGGAAGCAGGACGGAAGCCAGUGAUCAGAGGACCGACUGGUGGAAUAAAGAUCACAUAUGGCCAAACUCUCAACUUACAUUGUAUCACGGAUGGCUGGCCGCAGGCAUCGAUCGCAUGGACCCUACCCAAUGGCUUUACAUUGGAUAAACCUCAGUCAAUUGGCCGAGUUACUUUUCAUGCCAAUGGGACCCUCCAGAUGAGACAGAUUGCGACUUUUGACAAAGGAACAUACAUCUGCAAAGCAUCUAACUCUUUUGGCACAUCAACAUUGUCGUACCCUAUCACAGUAAUGGUCCAUCCACCACGCAUCACAGGCAUGCUGCCUUCCAUCACCAGAGUGAACCGUGGAUCACCUGUUAAGUUAAAUUGUGUCGCAACAGGUGUACCUAAGCCGGAAAUCUCCUGGACUUUACCUGGCCGUACAACGCUGAUUCCACAUAACCGCUACAUAGUUCAAGGAGGGAUCCACAUGACAGAGGACGGUAGCCUGGUAAUACAGAAUCCAGUGCUCAUGAACUCUGGUAUUUACAAAUGCAAUGCUAAAAAUGCUCUCGGAACAGAUUUUAAAUCUACAUACAUACAAGUGAUCUAA
Molecule: messenger RNA, 7131 nt
Organism: Nerophis lumbriciformis (worm pipefish)
Lineage: Eukaryota; Metazoa; Chordata; Actinopteri; Syngnathiformes; Syngnathidae
Source: RefSeq, a predicted model, not a curated record